CGUCUGCAGACUUGGGAUGUGAUCUGAAGCAGUCCUCUGAGGCGCAGCAGGCACCGCCGAGGCGCGUAAAAGUCCCCCGAAACCCUCAGCUGCAGCGGACUUUCCUCCAGGAUGCUCGCGCGUUCCUGGAGUGUUCGCCCCGCGCUCCGGAUUAAAGCAUGCCAGGAUUUCCGCGGGAAUAACUAGAAAAAACAGGAACUUGUUGGAGCUCGGCUGUGGAGUCCAGAAUGGCACCAUUACCUGCUGCGCUGCUUGUUGCGUUUUUGGUUUGGGCUGAAGGCUCCUCUCGUCAUUACGCUGACGGCCACCCCAGCCGCCAAAGCUUUGGCGGAUCCGUUAAUGACUCUCAGUGCCAGCACAUGUUGAAGCACCUUCACAAUGGAGCUAAAAUCACCGUUCAGAUGCCCCCCAUCGUCGAGGGCCACUGGGUGUCCACAAGCUGUGAGGUGAGAUCUGGGCCGGAGUUCCUGACCCGUUCCUACAGGUUCUACCCCAACAACACCUUCACCGCGCAGCAGUUCUACUACCAGGACAACCACUGCACCAGACCCAAAUACACGCUGGUGAUCCACGGCCGGCUGCGCCUCCGCCAGACCUCCUGGAUCAUCCAAGGGACCACGAGGGCCGAGUACCACCUCCACCAGGUCCAGAUAGUGUGUCACACAGCCACGGUGGCCAAAGAGCUGAGCCAGAGGCUCAACCGCAGCUGCAGAGGCGCCGUGAGGGGCCCCUGGGAGCCCAAUGUGAUGUACAAGCUGUCGAGCGAGGAGGAGGGGAGCUUCAACUGCUCCAGAGAGCUGAACUUUGCCAUGCAUGAGCUGCAGCUUCUGAGGCUGGAGAAGCACUACCUGCACCACAACCUGGAUCACCUGGUGGAGGAACUUUUUCUGGGGGACAUCCACACCGACCCAUCGCAGAGGCUCUACUACAAACCCUCCACCUACCAGACGCCGUUACAGAACGCCAAGAACCACGACCACAGCUGCAUCGCCUGCCGCAUCAUCUACCGCUCCGACGAGUUCCACCCCCCCAUCCUGCCGCCGCGGGCCGACCAGACGGUGGGCUUGUACGGUCAGUGGGUGAGCCAGCGCUGCGAGAUCCGGCCCGAGAUCCUGUUCCUCACCCGCCACUUCAUCUUCCACGACAACAACCACACCUGGGAGGGCUACUACUACCACUACUCUGACCCCCUCUGCAAACACCCCAUCUUCAACAUCUACGCCCGCGGACGCUACAGCCGGGGGCUGCACUCCACCCGUGUUCCUGGCGGGACGGAUUUUGUCUUUAAAGUGAACCACAUGACGGUGACCCCCAUGGACAUGUCCACCACCACCCUUCUCAACGUCUUCAGCAACAAUGAGUGUGGGCUGUCGGGCUCCUGGCAGAUCGAGGUGGAGCAGGACGUCACCCCGACCAACGGCUGCUUGGCGUUGGGCAUCCGGCUGCCCCACACAGAGUACGAGCUCUUCCGGAUGGAGCAGGACGUCCACGGACGCUACCUGCUCUACAACGGCCAGCGCCCCACUGACGGCUCCAGCCCGGACCGCCCAGAGAAGCGGGUGACUUCCUACCAGAUGCCGCUGGUCCAGUGCUCAUCGAGCAGCCAGAGAUGGGAGCGCAGAGACGGCGCGGCGAGCGGGUCUCUGCAGCAUCGCAGCGACGGCUCGGGGUGGCACGGCGGCUGCAGCGCCCGCCUGCUGGCCCUCACCGUCACAGCUGGGCUGCUGUUCUGGUGGACUUAGACUUGCAUGGUGGGUUUCUAUGAACAGAAGUGAUCUGAUAAACUGCUGCUCUGCAGGAACUGCACUUUAGAGUGGAAGUGAAUCCACAGAUGUUGGAGAGAUGUCUACACCCACACAGACUUCUGCUGCAGCCUUUGUGUGAAAGAAACAUGUUAUUGACAGAGAUCUUCUCAUCUGGAGGUAGAACUAAACAUUUGAGAUGCUGGACAGAAGCUGCAGUCCUUUUUGAAGAGUUUUCAUGUUUAUUCUUUGAGUCUGUACUGCAGGUGUGAUUCUUCAGGUAAAGACACUACAGUACAAAUGAGAGGAGCGUGCUCCUCACUUCUAGGUGCUCCAUGUCAUGUUCUUCUGACAUCACCGGCUCAGGAUCCACUACAUGCACUUCCUGUCAACAGAGUCACAACUUCAGUGAUGCCAAAAAUUAAAGCUUCACAUGCCAACAGUCUGGUUAA
Messenger RNA from Oryzias melastigma (Indian medaka), 2194 nucleotides. RefSeq names its product protein APCDD1. Gene Ontology annotation, biological process: negative regulation of Wnt signaling pathway. The transcript is spliced from 5 exons. The record is from RefSeq and is a predicted model, not a curated record. Gene Ontology annotation, cellular component: plasma membrane. Gene Ontology annotation, molecular function: Wnt-protein binding. The coding region runs from base 228 to 1742 and encodes 504 amino acids. NCBI's taxonomy places the organism in Eukaryota, Metazoa, Chordata, Actinopteri, Beloniformes, Adrianichthyidae.